AAAAGGAAACCUAUCCCAAUUGUUUGUACCCGACGACCCGUGAUACAUUUUAGAAGAAAAAACCCUCAGUUAUGCCCAUUCCCCUGAGUUCGCUUUCUUCUCUCUUCCUUUCUCUCUCUAGAUUCUGAAAUGGCCACCACAAAUCACAACCACCUUCUCCGACUGGUCCUAAGCUGCCGAAAAAUCAUCGCUCAGGUGACGAACCCUAGGACCGAAUCCAUCGUGGCCAUGGCCUCAUCGUCGGAGCAAGAAUUCGCGGCGCAGUACCGAGCCAAGCUCAACCGAUUCCCGAGGUCACAUAACUUCUGGGACGCCAGGGUGGCUUCCAGAGUUGGUGAAAAACUAGGGUUUAGGCUCAAAGAGAUGGGUAUCUCCGAGGUCGACAUCGAUACUGGCGAAGAGCUUUUGCGGCCGAUUCAUCACCGGAGAAUGGUGAUCCCCUUGUUUGAUUCGGUCAAACGCGCCGGCGUCAGCGUCGCCGGUGCCGAGAAAUUGGAGUUCUAGUGUGAUCAGUUGGGUAACGAUUGAUUUAGACGAUGAUUUUUGGCAAGUGAGAUGCGACCGAUAGAAGUCGAUAGAUACAUGUAUUAAUUUACUUGUAACAAUUUAUUUGGACUUGGUGAUGUAAUACCAAAUAAUUUCUGUUGGCUUCAUGUUUUUGUUAAUAAGAAUCGUAUUAUUAUUACAUUCA
This is a messenger RNA of Cornus florida, 691 nucleotides long. RefSeq lists its product as uncharacterized. Bases 130 to 504 code for a protein of 124 amino acids. Gene Ontology annotation, molecular function: 5S rRNA binding; structural constituent of ribosome. The transcript has a single exon. Gene Ontology annotation, biological process: translation. The record is from RefSeq and is a predicted model, not a curated record. Gene Ontology annotation, cellular component: ribosome. NCBI's taxonomy places the organism in Eukaryota, Viridiplantae, Streptophyta, Magnoliopsida, Cornales, Cornaceae.